Molecule: messenger RNA, 921 nt
Organism: Ananas comosus (pineapple)
Lineage: Eukaryota; Viridiplantae; Streptophyta; Magnoliopsida; Poales; Bromeliaceae
Product: tobamovirus multiplication protein 2B
Exons: 5
Coding region: 31-549 (172 amino acids)
Source: RefSeq, a predicted model, not a curated record
GAUUUGAGAUCCAAGCCCAGUCCAAACUGUAUGGGCUACUUCGGGCGUAAUCUACGGACAAAAGUAAACAUCCUGGGCUUCACCGUCACGAUUUAUGCUCGGCCCAGGAAAUCAAGUCGCCCGUCGCAGUUGAGAGAAAGAGCGGAGAGAGAGAUGGCGACGAGCGGAGGCGGAGGCGGAGUCGGCGGUGGCGGUGGUGGGGGUUUUCGGGAAGGGAGUGCGAAAGCGGCGGUGGCGGAUCAGAUGAUGCAGGCGAUACAAUCCACCUCCAAUCUUCUACAUCUCAUGCAAGAAUCCUCCCCUGCACAGGCUCACUUGAUAAAACUGCCUAAGAAUCUCUUGGCCAAAGCAUCUGUCACCAAGAAUACUGGGCAAGUGUUAGAGCAUCUACCUCGGAUCAUUUCCUCCUUGGAUGCCUAUACAGAAAGCAGUUUACAAAGUGCUUCGCAUCUGAAGACGGUAACCCAGAUUUUAUCAAACAUGGAAAGUUCGCAGCUUAGGUCUCUUUUUCCAGCUAAUCGGCGGCAAGAGGAUCAAAAGGAGUAUUAGCCAAAGGAUGAACUAAGUAAGUAAUUGUAUAUAUUGCUCUUAUUGAAGAAAGCAGUGCUUUUGGUACAACCCUCUCUGUUCAAGAUUGCAACUUGUUUUUGAUACUAAUAUUGGAGGGGUGUUUAUAAGUUUUCACCGCCAAUUUUACGGUGACGUUGAAUGUUUAUAUAUAUUGUGGGGAUAUACUGAUACAUUAUAGGAAAAGUUGUAUUACCUGAUAAGAGUAUAUUAUUUAUUUCCUGCGCUUUUCCUCUUCGCACCCAUGUAUUUCCUGAUAAAAGUGUGUUAUUUAUUUCCUACUCCUUUCCUCUUCAGACCCAUGCUGAAGUAUUCGGGAUAAUUUUGCAAAAACAUCUUCAUGUUUUUUGUUUU